CAACUUUAUUUAAUAAACAGAAAUAAGUCACUAGGACCAGAUGGUUGUCAUUCAAGAGUUCUGAAGGAACUAAAAUAUGAAAUUGUGAAACGGCAAAGUGUGAAAGAUGAUGACAUAGAAGAGGGAGAUCUUCCUGAACACAAAAGGCCAUCAGAACCGAUAGAUUUCUCCAAAAUUGAUCCAAGCAAGCCUGAGAGUAUCCUGAAAAUGACCAAAAAAGGGAAAACUCUUAUGAUGUUUGUCACCGUGUCAGGAAAUCCCACUGAAAAGGAGACAGAAGAAAUUACCAGCCUGUGGCAGGGCAGUCUCUUCAAUGCAAACUAUGAUGUACAAAGGUUUAUUGUUGGCUCAAAUCGUGCCAUUUAUAUGCUGCGUGAUGGGAGCUAUGCGUGGGAGAUCAAAGACUUUCUGGUAAAUCAGGAGAGGUGUGCAGAUGUAACUCUAGAAGGUCAAGUGUACCCUGGCAAAGGAGCAGAAGAAAGUGAAAAAGUGAAAAAUAAAACAAAACCAGAGAAAACUACAAAGAAAAAAGAUGCAGACAAGAAAUCUAAACACCUCAAAGAAGAAAACCGCGAGCAAACAGAGAGAAGAUCUAUGACAAAUAAAUUAACCAGACUGAACACAAUACAUAGAAAAUCAACACUUGUGUUAUCCACAGAGGAAACUGAUUGUGUCUAAGUUUUGCAGCCUUACCAAUACAAUUUUUGGUUCUUUAAGGGGGCAGGUGUGGGAAUAAGAAGAGGAAGGAUUACUGCUUUAGGAGACUGUAUGUUAAAUGCCAGUUUACUUAUUAAUGUUGGGCAUUUACUUAGUAACAGCAAAGUUAAGAUUUAAUGUCUUGGAAUUGCCCUACUUUAGAUAGCAACUUUUUGUGUUACUUGUGCUCAGUUGGUUUAAGGUUAAAAUAGACACCAGUGUAUCUGAUGUUAUGGACUUUGUUCAUAUGGUAAAAAGGAAAAAAGAAUUGUGAUCCUUACAUUGCAGAAAAGUUAAUAUGUAGUGGUAAUUGACUGUUGUGGUUAGGUGUUAUGUCAGUGAUUCCUAUAGUCACUACUAAGUAGUAGACUAAACUGGUACAAUACGUUUCUGGGAGACAUACAGACUGUGUGGUCAUUGAAUCAUAUUCACUAUGAUUUCAAUGAACAGUAUUCUGACUUCAGGCAAAGUAUACCCUCAGAGUACCACAGCUGGCAUUGAGACAAGUGCCUAGAUGCAUAAUAUAAGAUAGACACAUAAAAUACUGUUUUGUUUGUACUCUGAAUCAGCAAAAGCAAGGAGAUUCUCAGGACCUGAUCCUCUAGUAAUCUCUAUCUGCAUGAAUGAGGCAUAACCCAGUGGGAAUCAAUGGACUUAUAAUGGCAGUCUGAAAAUGGUUUAAGUGGAAGACCCAGAUGUAUUUAGGUGAAUUCAGUGGGAGUUAGAGGCCUAAAUACCUUUUGAGGAUCUGGGCAUUGGUGUGUAUGUUGCCAGUCCAAUUUUUGUUUUAGAAUGCUGAGUUCUUACAGAGUAAAAGAUGAGUUAAAAGAAAAGCAGCUAUAACUCUGAAUUUGUUUUUUAUUGGGUUGAGAGUUUUAUUUUACUCUAUAUAAGUAUUAAUUGCCAUGCUGAGGAAAACUAAUGUACUGCUAGCCAUCUAGGGCCUGACCAUUCUGUCAAUUACAUGCUAACAGCUUCCAUUAAAUGCAGCUGAUGAAUUAGGGGGGAGCAUUUGUUGGUUUUUAAUAAUUGGUUCAGUCUGCUUGAAUAAUUCCUCGUGAAAACAAUAAAAUCAGUCUCCCUUUGCAGCAAUCAUAAAUACUGGAAAAGUUGAUUGGGGGUAGGAGGGCGGGAUAUAUAAAUCCUCUUCAAAAGACAGGUUUAUUUUAUUCUAACUGUAUCCGCAUAACUGUAUGACUUUGAAGUUUUUCCUCAAAUAUGUUGAGGAAUAAAUGCAUAAUGACCUAGAGCACACACCCAAUUCAGGUUUAGAGGUAUAAUAUUAGAUAUGUUUGAUGUUACUGAAAUGAAGUUAUUUUGAUUUUUAAGGUGCCAAAAUUGAUGUGUUUUACUUUAGAUGACUAAAAGGGUCUAACUUGAACCAUAAUGGUUAAUAUUUUUACACUGAAUUAUUUUGUGAGUGGUUAAGUUUUCUGUUGACUUAGAGUAUGUCUACCAUAUUCGAAAUAGUCAAUGAAGCCAGGGAUUUAAAUAUCCAUGCUUUAUUAGCAUGAUCUCGCCGGCGUGUUACUCUGAUCAACAGCUGUUUCGAAAGUGAAAGUGUGCACCGGGACAUGUUAGUUCGAACCAAACCCCUUAACACGUCCCGGCGUGAACUUUCAGUUCCGAAACAGCUGUUGAUCAGAGUAAUGCGCCAGCGAGAUCAUUCUAAUAAAGCAUGGGAUAUUUAAAUCCCCGCUUCAUUGACUAUUUCGAAUGCCUACAUUUGCAUCCCUAGUUCAAACUAGGGUGCAAGUGUAGACAUACCCUUAGUGUUUGUUUCAGAAUAAGAAUGUAACUGAAUUUGUACACAAAUAGAAUCUGGUUUUGUUUCAAAAUUUACCUUUUACAAUUGUGCAUGAUAUGUUAAUUUCAGUAAAUUAUUUUCAGGAUACAGGCUAAUCCCUCUCUGUUUUCCAUAAUUACUCAGAAGUAAAGACUAAAAUUAUGUGGAUAAAACAUGCAGGUAUUAAUACGCAUAUCUUCACUCUUCCCCUUGCAGGACUUUGUGUGAAUUAAAGAUUAAAUUGUAGUCAAUUGCAGUAGAAAAGAUUGCUGUAAAUGUAUGUCUGCCCAGCACUUUGAGUGAAAAGCUGUAAAGCAGUUGUGUCUUGGGGAUUAACUAUAUUGCUUUUCUGCACUGGUAUUCAUGGCGAAGAUACAGAGCAAUUCAGACAACUCAGUGUAGAUAUUUGAUAUUCAGAAUGUUUCCUGCUCUUGUAAACAUGUUGUUAUCUCAUCUAUCAUUGAUCUGUUGCUUUCAAGUACUCAUUCUGCAGUGCCUUUGUUUGGAGUAUUGCGUCAUUUUUCAGGAAAGAAUCACAAGCCAACUCAAAUGAAAAACUGUAAAAUCAAAAAUAUUUCUUAGUGGAUUUCAAACAUGUUAUAAUUUACCUUGUAAAUUCUAGAAUCCUCUUAACAAUAAACUAAGGAUAUUUUAAUAUGGAUAUAAA
Messenger RNA from Pelodiscus sinensis (Chinese soft-shelled turtle), 3149 nucleotides. Lineage: Eukaryota; Metazoa; Chordata; Testudines; Trionychidae. The record is from RefSeq and is a predicted model, not a curated record.